Molecule: messenger RNA, 942 nt
Organism: Elephantulus edwardii (Cape elephant shrew)
Lineage: Eukaryota; Metazoa; Chordata; Mammalia; Macroscelidea; Macroscelididae
Product: olfactory receptor 2G3-like
Exons: 1
Coding region: 1-942 (313 amino acids)
Biological process (GO): G protein-coupled receptor signaling pathway
Cellular component (GO): membrane
Molecular function (GO): G protein-coupled receptor activity; olfactory receptor activity
Source: RefSeq, a predicted model, not a curated record
AUGAAGACUAGUAAUGAGAGUUUUGGAGGUGAUUUCAUACUGGUGGGCUUCUCAGACCAGCCACAGCUUGAAAAGAUCCUCUUUGUAGCUGUGCUAAUCUCCUACCUUCUGACACUGGUAGGCAAUACAGCCAUCAUCCUGGUCUCUGUUCUAGAUCCCAUGCUCCAUACACCCAUGUACUACUUUCUUACCAAUCUUUCUUUUGUUGACCUCUGCUUUACCACCAGCAUUGUGCCCCAGUUACUAUGGAACCUGCAUGGUCCAUCCAAGACAAUUACUCCUUUAGGCUGUGCUAUUCAACUCUAUGUGUCUUUGGCAUUGGGAUCCACAGAGUGUGUUCUUCUAGCUGUCAUGGCAUUUGAUCGUUAUGCUGCUGUUUGCCAGCCACUUCAUUAUGUCACUGUUAUGCAUCCACGACUUUGCCAGUCACUUGCAGGAAUGGCGUGGUUAAGUGGAUUGGGCAACACUCUGAUUCAAGGCACCAUCACCCUUCGUCUGCCCUUUUGUGGAAACCGGAAGAUUUAUCACUUCAUCUGUGAAGUGCCUGCCAUGAUCAAGCUAGCCUGUGUAGAUGUUCAUUCCAAUGAGGUUCAGCUCUUCGUGGCUUCCUUGGUACUGCUUCUCCUCCCCCUCUCACUCAUUUUGAUCUCAUAUGGAUUCAUUGCUCAAGCAGUGAUGAGGAUUAGGUCAGUCCAAGCCUGGCGUAAAGCUUUAGGAACAUGUGGGUCCCACUUGUUAGUAGUGUCCCUCUUCUAUGGGACAAUCACUGCUGUCUAUAUCCAGCCCAAUAGCCCGUAUGCACACAGCCAGGGAAAGUUUAUAACCCUUUUGUAUACUGUGGUAACUCCCACCUUGAAUCCCCUCAUUUACACUCUGAGAAACAAAGAUGUCAAGGGAGCAUUGAAAAGGCUGGUCCAAAAAGAGCACAAAAUUGGAGGUUAA